Messenger RNA from Setaria italica (foxtail millet), 3832 nucleotides. RefSeq names its product glutamate receptor 3.4. The coding region runs from base 614 to 3430 and encodes 938 amino acids. The transcript is spliced from 3 exons. The record is from RefSeq and is a predicted model, not a curated record. Gene Ontology annotation, molecular function: glutamate-gated receptor activity. Gene Ontology annotation, cellular component: plasma membrane. Lineage: Eukaryota; Viridiplantae; Streptophyta; Magnoliopsida; Poales; Poaceae.
GUUUUGCUCGACAUGAAAAUGAUAUCGCGAUAGCUGCUGUCUGGUGCGGUCUGGUGUCUGGUCCAUCCAUCGGCCGCAUCCCCGGCCGCCCAGACCCAGUAGUUCCUCUCCUUGCUCUGCUCUGCAGCGGCCUCUCCUCACCCUGUGGCUGUGGCGUGCAAGUGGAGGACUGGAGCCUGGAGGUGGAGCCGAAGCGAAUCGAAUCUUUCUUCUUUUCUUUCCUGGCACACCGGCAUACAUACAAGAACAUUUGCUCCUUGUCUGUUCAGUUCAUCCCCCUGCUUCCCCCGCCGGCCCAUCUUCUCCCCUUCACUGGUCAGCUGUUCAGAGAGAGUCUAUUUGCAAUCUUGAUCCUCAAUUCUCGACGCCUUGUUCAGUUCCUUCUUGCUGUUGCGGCUUCGCUGUGGCUUGCCCUGCCCCCAAGUUAGUUUCUUCUCUUUCUUUUGUCGGUGCUCGCCUGUCUGUUUCUUUCUUCCUUCUCCCAAUCCAUCGCGGUCGCCAUGUCCCGAGUUCCUUCCUUUCCUGCGCCUGGAACGUCUGGGGCUGAAGCUUCUUGAGGACCCACCCUAUCCUACCGCCGGCUCCUCUUGAGCUGCUUAGCAGAGCAGAGCAGAUGGGUAUGGCUCUGCUCCUCCGCGUGGUCUGCCUCUGCAGCGCCCUCGCAGUGGCCCUGCCGGCGCGGCCGCCCAGCGUCACCAUCGGCGCCCUCUUCACCUUCGACUCCGUCAUCGGCAGCUCCGCCGCCACCGCCAUCCAGCUCGCCGUCGACGACAUCAACCGCGACGCCACCGUGCUCAGGGGCACCAACCUCACCAUGCUCAUGCAGGACACGAUGUGCAGCGGAUUCGUCGGCACCAUCCGAGCUCUGGAGCUGAUGGAGAAGCAGGUUGUGGCCGUGGUGGGCCCGCAGUCGUCUGGCAUCGCCCACGUGGUGUCCCACGCGGCGAACCAGCUGCGCGUGCCGCUGGUGUCCUUCGCCGCCCAAGACCCGGCGCUGGCGUCGACGCAGUACCCCUACUUCGUCCGCGCCGCGCACGACGACGCCUUCCAGAUGGCCGCCGUCGCCGGCAUCGUCGCCCACUUCGGCUGGCGCGAGGUCACCGCCGUCUACGUCGACAACGACUACGGCCGCGGCGGCGUCGACGCGCUGGGCGACGCCCUCCAGGACGUGCGCGCCAGGAUAACCUGCAAGGCCGCGUUCCCGCCCGGCGCCGACCGCGCCGCGCUCGCCGACGUCCUCCUGCGGGCCAACAUGAUGGAGUCGCGCGUCUUCGUCGUCCACGCCAGCCCGGACUCCGGUGUCGACGACGUCUUCGCCGUCGCGCACACGCUCAACAUGAUGGACAGCGGCUACGUCUGGAUCGCCACCGAGUGGCUCGCCGCCGCCAUCGACUCCUCCUCGUCGUCGUCGAGAGCACCAAGAGGAAUGAUGGGCCUCAUACAGGGCGUGCUGACGCUGCGGCAGUACACCCCGGAGUCGGACGCCAAGCGGUCUCUCGAGACGAGGUUCGCCGCCGCCAGCCGAAGCAGGAGCAUGAACGCCUACGGGCUCUUCGCCUACGACUCGGUGUGGAUGGUGGCGCGCGCCAUCGACGCGUUCCUGGGCGACGGCGGCAACAUCUCCUUCUCCGCCGACCCCACCAUCCGCGACGACAACGGGAGCGCGCUGCGCCUCAGCUCGCUCCGGGUGUUCGACCAGGGCGAGCAGCUGCUGCGCAAGGUCAUGCUCGCCAACUUCACCGGCGUCACCGGGGAGGUGCGGUUCGACGACGGCGACAGGAGGGCCCUCGUCGGCGCGGCCUACGAGGUCCUCAACGUCGGCGGCACGGGCGUGCGGCGGGUCGGCUACUGGUCCAACCACACCCGCCAGCUGUCGGUCGCCGCGCCGCCCAACAACGGCAGCAACCAAAAGCUGUACAGCGUGAUCUGGCCGGGGGACACGACGGCGACGCCGCGCGGGUGGGUGUUCCCCAACAACGGCCGGCCUCUGCGGAUCGGCGUGCCGUACCGGACGACGUACAAGCAGUUCGUGUCCAGGGACUCGUCGGGGGGGCCCGACGGCGUGAGCGGCUACUGCGUCGACGUGUUCAAGGCGGCCGUGGAGCUGCUCCCCUACCCGGUGCCCGUGUCCUUCGUCCUCUUCGGCGACGGCGUCAAGAACCCGAGCUACGGCGAGCUGGUGCAGCGGGUGGCCGACGGAUUCUUCGACGCGGCGGUGGGCGACAUCUCGAUCGUGACGAACCGGACGCGCGUGGUGGACUUCACGCAGCCGUACGUGGAGUCCGGGCUGGUGAUCGUGUCGCCGGUGAAGGCCAAGAGCUCCAACGAGUGGGCCUUCCUCAAGCCCUUCACGCCGGGGAUGUGGGCCAUCACCGCCGGCUUCUUCCUGUUCGUCGGCGCCGUGGUGUGGAUCCUGGAGCACCGCUUCAACCCGGAGUUCAGGGGGUCGCCGAGGAAGCAGAUGGUCACAAUCUUCUGGUUCAGCUUCUCCACAAUGUUCUUCGCGCACAGAGAGAACACUGUGAGCACCCUUGGUCGCUUCGUCCUCCUCAUCUGGCUGUUCGUGGUGCUCAUCAUCAACUCGAGCUACACUGCGAGCCUGACGUCGAUCCUGACGGUGCAGCAGCUGUCGACGGGGAUCCAGGGCCUGGACAGCCUGCUCUCCAGCAACGACCCCAUCGGGUACCAGGUCGGCUCCUUCGCCCGCAGCUACAUGAUGGAGGAGCUUGGCGUGCCCGCCUCCCGCCUCCGCGAGCUCGCCAUCGACCAGUACGCCGACAGCCUCCAGCGCGGCCCCGGCAACGGCGGCGUGGCCGCCAUCGUCGACGAGCUGCCCUACGUGGAGCUCUUCCUGUCGACCAACUGCCAAUUCAGGACGGUGGGGCAGGAGUUCACCAAGAGCGGGUGGGGGUUCGCCUUCCAGCGGGACUCCCCCCUGGCGGUGGAUCUGUCGACGGCCAUCCUGACGCUGUCGGAGAACGGCGACCUGCAGCGCAUCCACGACAAGUGGCUGAACCCGGGGACGUGCGACUCGCAGAGCGCCGACGUGGGCUCCGCCGACCGCCUGAACCUCAACAGCUUCUGGGGCCUCUUCCUCAUCUGCGGCGUCGCCUGCUUCAUCGCCCUGCUCAUCUACUUCGCCAGGAUACUCUGCCAGUUCUGCGAGUACCACGACGGCAGCAAUAAUAAUACCAACGCCGACGACAGCGGCGACAUUAUGGACCCCGAGAGCGAGAGGAGCGUGCGGCGGCCGGCGAGGCUGAGCAGCAUCCGCGACCUCAUGUCGUUCGUGGACAUGAAGGAGGCGGAGGUGAAGAGGGCCAUCCGGAGCAGGUCCAGAGAGAGGCGGCUCGACAGGUCCAUGGGCGCCAGCUCCGUCUCGGAAGGGCCUUCCUUGUCGCGGCCGUCGUCCAUAAUGUCGCCGGUGUAAGCAUGUGUCUUUCUUGUCGCGCCGGUCCGUUCAUGUUACUGACUUAGGCUUGCAAGUCAGCGAGGCUGAAGAUAGAUAGAUCACUUACUACUACUACUACUAGUAGGUGUAGUCGCGUAGAUGAGAAGGAGGUAGCUAGAUUACUUGUGUGGAGAUACGAUGCAUGCAUUUCGUCCAACACCUUGCGUGCGGCCUUCUUUGCACAAAAUAGCAUCACGUUCCUGAAUCCUGAUGCUGUGAUGUGCACAGGAUCACCUUCUUGACUGCUCAUCCAUAUAUCCACCUUUCCAUUUUCAGUGCAUAUGUAACAUAUACAUGCUAAUAUGAUGACCUCAUGAAGUGAAAUGGAAUUGUCUCAAAAGACUUGGCCUUGUUUAGUUGGCCAAAUUAGGAGAUGCAAAA